CAACACUGCCCUUGAUGCCCCGAGAACUGCGAAGAAAACUGGUAAUCGUUGGAGAUCAUGAGACGGGCAAGACAAGUUUGUUCACUGCCUUUGCACUCGGUCGUUUUCCCGAAAAAUACGUUCCAAGUAUAUUUGAGGCUUUCGUAGCGGAUCGCAAAGUCAACGGCUACGAUGUUGAGUUGGCGCUGUGGGAUACUAUGGCUGGAACACCAGAUUUUGACCGUAUCAGGCCACUGAAUUACCCCGACACUCAUGUCGUUCUCCUGUGCUUUUCGGUCGAUUCCCAAGAAUCAUUUGAUGGCAUCGAAGAACAUUGGAUUAAAGAAUUACGACAUUUUCUUCCUUUCAUACCCAUUCUUCUCGUAGCAACGAAAACAGAUCUGCGUUACGACGCGCAGGUGGUCAACAAGUUAAGUCAUUCAGGUCGACACCUCAUCACUCCGGAAGAGGGGAGCAUGUUGGCUCGAAAAAUCGGAGCAACUCAUUAUUGCGAGACCUCAGCGAAGCAGAUACUUGGAGUCCAAGACACAUUUCAUCGUGCUAUGCAAGCUACCGUAAGGGAAGAAGAGUCAGGUUGUUGCCUUGUAAUGUAG
Messenger RNA from Laccaria bicolor S238N-H82, 593 nucleotides. RefSeq lists its product as uncharacterized. The record is from RefSeq and is a predicted model, not a curated record. NCBI's taxonomy places the organism in Eukaryota, Fungi, Basidiomycota, Agaricomycetes, Agaricales, Hydnangiaceae. The transcript has 5 exons. Gene Ontology annotation, biological process: small GTPase-mediated signal transduction. Gene Ontology annotation, molecular function: GTP binding; GTPase activity. The coding region runs from base 15 to 593 and encodes 192 amino acids.